CUGCCGCCGGCUGCUGAAGAGCUCGGCCCGCGAGCGCCUGCCGCCGCGUACGAUGGUGACCGCACGGGUCGGGCCGCUGCCGCCGCCGCUGCCGCCGCCUCCCAAGACGCUGCAUCCAAGGCCCGGCGCGGAAGAGCCGCCGCUGUGAGCCGCACCGUCCCGGCCCCCGCCGCCGCCGCCCGAGGAGAACGGGAGGGCAGGCGAGAGAGCCGGGGAGUUGCGGAGUCUGUCUGUCCGCCAGCGGCGCUGCCCCGCGGGGAAGGAGACCGCAGCCUGAGGUCUGCUCCAAGAAAAAAACAUGGCUGCAAAGGAGAAACUGGAGGCAGUGUUAAAUGUGGCCCUGCGGGUGCCAAGCAUCAUGCUGUUGGAUGUCCUGUACAGAUGGGAUGUCAGCUCCUUCUUCCAGCAGAUCCAGAGGAGCAGCCUCAAUAACAACCCUCUUUUCCAGUAUAAGUAUUUGGCUCUUAAUAUGCAUUAUGUAGGUUAUAUCUUAAGUGUUGUGCUACUAACCUUGCCCAGGCAGCAUCUGGUUCAGCUUUACCUAUAUUUUUUGACUGCCCUGCUCCUCUAUGCUGGACAUCAAAUCUCCAGGGACUACGUUAGGAGUGAACUGGAGUCCGCCUAUGAAGGACCAAUGUAUUUAGAACCUCUCUCCAUGAAUCGGUUUACCACAGCCUUAAUAGGUCAGUUGGUGGUGUGUACUUUAUGCUCCUGUGUCAUGAAAACGAAGCAGAUUUGGCUCUUUUCAGCUCACAUGCUUCCUCUCCUAGCACGCCUCUGCCUUGUUCCUCUGGAGACAAUUGUUAUCAUCAACAAAUUUGCUAUGAUUUUUACUGGAUUGGAAGUUCUUUAUUUUCUUGGGUCUAACCUUCUAGUACCUUAUAACCUUGCUAAGUCUGCAUACAGAGAGUUGGUUCAGGUAGUGGAGGUAUAUGGCCUUCUAGCCUUGGGGAUGUCCCUGUGGAAUCAGCUGGUAGUCCCUGUACUGUUCAUGGUUUUCUGGCUCGUCUUAUUUGCUCUUCAGAUUUACUCCUAUUUCAGUACUCGAGAUCAGCCUGCAUCACGAGAGAGGCUUCUUUUCCUUUUCCUCACAAGUAUUGCUGAAUGCUGCAGCACUCCUUACUCACUUUUGGGUUUGGUCUUCACGGUUUCUUUUGUUGCCUUGGGUGUUCUGACACUCUGCAAGUUUUACUUGCAGGGUUAUCGAGCCUUCAUGAAUGAUCCUGCCAUGAAUCGGGGCAUGACAGAAGGAGUUACGCUGUUAAUCCUGGCGGUGCAGACUGGUCUGAUAGAGCUGCAGGUUGUUCAUCGGGCAUUCCUGCUCAGUAUUAUCCUUUUCAUUGUUGUAGCUUCUAUCCUGCAGUCUAUGUUAGAAAUUGCAGAUCCUAUUGUUUUGGCGCUGGGAGCAUCUAGAGACAAGAGUUUAUGGAAACACUUCCGUGCCGUGAGCCUUUGUUUAUUUUUACUGGUGUUCCCUGCUUAUAUGGCUUAUAUGAUCUGCCAGUUUUUCCACAUGGAUUUUUGGCUUCUUAUCAUUAUUUCUAGCAGCAUUCUCACCUCUCUUCAGGUUCUAGGAACACUUUUUAUUUAUGUCUUAUUUAUGGUUGAGGAAUUCAGAAAAGAGCCAGUAGAAAACAUGGAUGAUGUCAUCUACUAUGUGAACGGCACUUACCGCCUGCUGGAGUUUCUUGUGGCCCUCUGUGUGGUGGCCUACGGCGUCUCUGAGACCAUCUUUGGAGAAUGGACAGUAAUGGGCUCAAUGAUCAUCUUCAUCCAUUCCUACUAUAAUGUGUGGCUUCGGGCCCAACUGGGGUGGAAGAGCUUCCUUCUCCGAAGGGAUGCUGUGAAUAAGAUUAAAUCAUUACCCAUUGCUACGAAAGAGCAGCUUGAGAAACACAAUGAUAUUUGUGCCAUCUGUUAUCAGGACAUGAAAUCUGCUGUGAUCACACCUUGCAGUCAUUUCUUCCACGCAGGCUGUCUCAAGAAGUGGCUGUAUGUCCAGGAGACCUGCCCUCUGUGCCACUGCCACCUCAAAAACUCCUCGCAGCUGCCAGGGUUAGGAGCUGACCCGGUUCCACAGCCUCCUGCUGGAGCUGAGCAAAAUGUGCUUCAGGAAGGUACUGAACCCCCAGGCCAGGAGCGUCCUCAGGGGACCCGGGUGCAAGAAGGUUCUAGGGACAAUGAUGAAUGCAUUGCGAGAAGAUCAGAUAGCCAGGAAGGGACUUGUGAUCCCAAGGAAAAUCCUCUUAGUGCAAAAGAUGCAGCACGUCCUGUUGAGGUCAGCCUGGAAGACAAGCAGCAGGAGUAAUGCUUUGCUCCUCUGGAGGUGCAGGUAACUCAUGGCGGAAUUCGUGCCCAGAUUUGAGGAGUGAAUGUGUGAGGUGAUUAGGCAGGAAACUUGACAUUCCAAGGGUCUAAUCCAGGAAGUACUCUCAGUGGAGACCACCUGCUUUCAUCCCCUUGACUUUGCGGGAGAAAUUUUGCAAAGUAUGCUAAUCAAAAUGUAUUUAUAUAUCUUGUGCUGAUGUUUGGUAGAGGUUUGCCAAGAAAAUUCAACCUCAGCAACUUCAGAAACGGCCCCUGCUUUGUAAGGGAUAAGUAAAAUCAAAUUUCAGUGUCUGAAAGGGGCUAAAGAAAGGAGGAUAAAGAGCAUGAGGACACCAUGAGAGGAAGCAGGCAGAAGUGGAACUGAUAUUUCACUUUCUAUGGGACAGGACCAUUCUUGUUACAGAGUAUGAGUGGUGACCAGCCCUUUUCUCUACCCCCUUUUCCCUCAGUUAAUUGGAACU
Kogia breviceps (pygmy sperm whale) is the source of this 2789-nucleotide messenger RNA. It is a transcript of the gene RNF145, whose product is annotated as ring finger protein 145. Gene Ontology annotation, cellular component: endoplasmic reticulum; endomembrane system. Lineage: Eukaryota; Metazoa; Chordata; Mammalia; Artiodactyla; Physeteridae. Gene Ontology annotation, molecular function: zinc ion binding. The record is from RefSeq and is a predicted model, not a curated record.